Molecule: messenger RNA, 1251 nt
Organism: Radiomyces spectabilis
Lineage: Eukaryota; Fungi; Mucoromycota; Mucoromycetes; Mucorales; Radiomycetaceae
Exons: 8
Coding region: 1-1251 (416 amino acids)
Biological process (GO): intracellular protein transport
Cellular component (GO): vacuolar membrane; SNARE complex
Molecular function (GO): soluble NSF attachment protein activity; syntaxin binding
Source: RefSeq, a predicted model, not a curated record
AUGGAAGCCCAACGAAUUCGCGACGGUGUCAAGCUGAUGCAAGAAGGCGAUAAAGCCUCUUCCAAAGGCUUGUUUCGAAAGCCCGACUGGGAUGUCGCUGCCGGCUGUUACGAACGUGCAGCCACCUCGUUUAAAAUUGCCAAAUCUUAUGAACAGGCAGUGCAAGCCUACGGAAAAGCCUCCGAAGCAUUAUUCAAGACAGAUGCUCUUCAUCUCGCAGGAAAAGCCAUGGAAAGCGCUGCUCUUAUUUUAGCACAGAACCUUAACCAACCCCAACGAGCCGCCGAAGCUUAUCAAAAAGCCAGUGACUUGUUCAUGACACAAGGAAGCAUUGACCGUGCAGCAGAGCAGUUGGAAAAGGCUGGAAGAGCACUGGAAAAUAUCGAUGUGAACGCGGCCAUCGAAAUGUACAGCUCAGCAUGUGGACUGUACGAGCAAGAGGAUCGUGGACGAUUCGCUAUUGAUAUUUUCAAAAAGGCCAUUUCCUUGUUGGUGAAGAGCAAAAAAUAUGCGAAAGCGGUGGAUAUGUUGCAUCGACAAUCUGUUAUUUUACAGAAACUGUCCAGUCGCACCCACAUUUAUAAAGCCAAUUUAAGUAUCAUCAUUCUACUGUUAGCCAUCGGAGAUGAUGUCGAAGCAGGCAAACAGUUUAACGCCAUGUGCAAUGAAGAGUCCGAUAUCAGUCAAUGUUUAUUGCAAGCGUAUGAGGAUUUGGAUCAGGAGUUAUUAGAAAAAACGGUUCGACGUCAACAAGUCACUUUCUUGGACAAUGAGAUCGUCAAGCUGGCACGUACAUUGACUGUCCCUGGCGAAGGAUUGACCGGUGGCACCACACCCGGCCCUCAUAAUCAGUACGCCCCUCCUCGUGAGACAGCGCCGAGCCCACGUUCUCCACCGAUCUCGCGAGCAUCGCCUCGCGGUAAUGUUCACGAUAUGUCACCUGCACAAGUCCGAGCGGAAUUGUACGGCAGCCAAUCAACCCAAGAACCAAGUAGCCAUCGAUCGCCUGCAAAAGAAGAGCACGCGCCCCCACCGCCCUACACCACUGGUCCGCAUGAUGUCCACCCGUCGGCCGAUGAAAAAGAACGAUUUCUGGAUGAGGAGUUUGCCCGGCUCAAUAUGAAGGAUGAAAAACCCAAACCUGUCACUGCCACCACCUCACCCGCCCCCGCCCCCGCCCCCGCACCUCGAACGCCGGUAUCACCACCAGCGAAGCAUGAAGAGGACGAUGACGAUGAAGGGUUAUGUUAG